AAUCCGUAACAGGAAGGUGGGUCUGUCUGACCGCAAAUCCAGUCGUGUUUGAAGUCGGAAUUUUGAGAGAUCGAUGAUUUUCAGACUUGGAUUAGAUUACUAAUUACUGUACAAUUACUAUUGUACUAGUACGUAGAUUUUAGAUUUAUUCAUCUUCUUGCUUCUCAUGGUCAAAACCGUGUUUUCUGUUCACUUUUUUCUAGGCAAACGCCCGUGCAAGAACGAUUCUUGAUUUUGAUUUCGGUCGUCAUUUCCUCCCCGGAGCAACCACUAUUGUAACAUCCAUCUUUGAGAAGAAAACAAAGCAAAAGACAAAUGCACCAUGCCCGAAGUCUAUGAUCCUGCAAUUACCGGAGGAGGAAAYGGGUUUCGAUCGCGUCGCCGAAGAAAGAGAAAAUUCUCCGUAGGCAAUUCCARUUCCAGUUCCAAUGGCAAUGGAAAUGCUAGAAGCAACACCAAUGACCUCCGUGUUUCUAACUCUACCGAUGAUCCUCUAUCAGRRCUGYACUCAAUUCCUGGUCAGAAGCCUCCGUCGAUCCCGAAAAGUGGCUGUAGCAUCAAGAACCGACAGCAUCGAGAUCGGGAACAGCACGGGAACGGGACAAUCAAAACGAAGCCCAAAACGAAACCGCAGGCACAGGAGCACACACAUUCCGCUUUGAGAAGCGACCCACUCGAAUUUGAUGAUUGCACAGAUGGAAAUGUUAGUACAAGCAGUGACAAUACCAUGACAAGGAACAAAGCUAUCGGUGCUUCCAAACAGAGACGCGAAGACGCCCGAGAGAGCCCCUUCUUYUCGCCAUCGGCGAUGCAUAAAGCCGUCGUGACAACCAAACAGACCGCUGAUAGAAAUAUAGAUGAUGCCACAGUUGUCAAUGUGUCUGAAAUUGAUGCUAUUGGUACUGGUGAUACUGGUGCUCUUGCUGAUUCUACUACUAUGGACGGUGCCUCUGCCGCUGGUCCUUCGYUUGACCACAACUACGCAAUCGCUCUCGACACACGAUACCUCGACAGCCCGUCCGGAAGAGACGAUUGGAAUCACCUUCGAAGAGGGGUACAGGAAUUUCUUCGUUCUACCUUUCGCCGCCGGGGCUUUUCGGUGAGCCACAUCGCAUGGACUACUAGUAGUACUCGUACCGGCUCCACCGACGGUAGUUUUUGCAACCAAGCCACGAGGAAAACCACUAGGAUCGUCGGCAACRGUAGCGGCGGUGCAACUCGAAUCACGUGCRAAUGGUCUCCAAACGAAAACGAAUUGGAUGCUAUUCUAUCUUCGAAGAUACAGGGGGCGCCCUUCCGACCACCCAUCAAUGAUGGAAACACGAAGAACAGAUCCUUUGUUCACCUCCCGAAGGGGCUGAUGGCAAAUGACUCUUGGAACGUCUUUGGAGAUCUCGGUACGCAGUCCAUUCCACGAGAUUGCGUUGAAUUGGAAUGUAUUGUAUUGCAUUGUGCUGUGGGGUGUUGUGUGUUGUUGUGUGGUGUUGUGCCUGGCCUGCAUUGUGUUUUGAACCUUUUGGUGGGUCACCCUGCUGCACCACACAGAAACGCGCUCAUAGGCUAGUAUAACCGAACUUUCGUUGCUUUGUUUUUGUCCUCUCGCGAAAUUGUGYCCAAAGUCACUGCUAUUUGUGACGAUUGCUACAAGAGAAACCAAAGCACUGCUGCUGUUCCACAACCAAAUACCRGAAACAAAAGCGAACGAUCCCCGUCAUCAAUAAGAACAGGAGCGGAAAUAACGUCGCCCCGAAUUGCUAUUUUUACCAGCGACGCUUCGGCGUUCUUGGACAGAAAUGUACCAGGUCAUCAGCGCGGGAUCGAUGCAUUUUGGAAAAAAAUACACGGACAGCCACAGCAACAAGCCUGGCGAAAGACUCGGAUCCAGAGCGUCGAAAUCGUAGUGGUCACCGGAGAAACUACUGUCCGUGUAGUGCAGCAACCAAACAAUGAUGUGAAGGACACCAAUCUCCCCAACAGUCAGGAUGGAAAAGAUCAAAAAAGCGAGAGSAGAUGCGUAGCCGAYGGAAGCGAGGCCGAUAACCUUCACAAUCAUAUGGAAGGAGCCAACACGAACUACAUAUAUUACUCUAGCAGCGUCCGCGAUCCUAACGACAGUGAUUCCGAUGAGUCCUCUUCGGCAUGCGGGGUGGACAAAAAGAGGUUGGAUGCCAUUGUCCAUACAUUGAAUCGGYACAUCGAAAACAAGGCCGAGCAAGAUUUCAAGGCGAAUCGUAGCCGCAUUCAAUUCGAUCCUGGGUUCGUCGAACACUAUUCACGCAUAGAUAUUGCUUUGUCCAUUGUCGAGAACAGCACUUUUGCAUGCUCAGCAAAAAGCUUUUGGCUUUUGUGCCAGAAAUGGUCUCGAAAUGCGUGUCGUCGAAUGAUCACUGCUGCGAAAGGAAAGGCUGAAAUCUCUGGUCUCCAGCAGUCGUCCUCUUCAUUGCCAAUGAUAAGCAUUCAAUUGCCAGAAACAGUCGAUUUCGAUGCGUGCGAAAUCUCGUUCAACGUAUACUACAAGCACAUGCCUUUUCGGUUGGAUUCCAUUCGAGCAAAACAAGCGUUCAAUGACCUAGCAAUAUUGGGUAGCAGCAGAGCCAGGAUGAAAAUCCUUCGGCUCGUACCUAUAGAUUCCAUCAAUGCGUCGUUGCUCUUCGGCAUCCCCGUCGGUAUAAAAGCAGCAAUAUUGCUCGCAGAGGACGAGGGCGAACACCGUGAAAAAGUCCUCAUGGUGCAAUCGCUCUUGAAAACUUUAGCGGAUAGAGACUGUGCCCUCCUACUUCGUUUCGUGGAUGACGGCGGUCUCUGCCACGAUACGGUCGAUCCAAGUGGCGAAGGAAUCUUMGAUUCUUCGAGGGAAGUCCAGCAUUUUUUCCUCAUGCCCGACUUGGUUUUUUCCAAAGAAGGGCCUGCUUCACCGAGGACCGGUGUUCUACAUCGAGUGGCCAGUGCAGAUCACAUACUAGAGGAAACUACUGCAUCGGACAUUUUCAUGGCAAGCAACCUUGAAUCAGCUUCUACCACACAAAUUUUGGAGAAUUCGUUUUCAGAAUAUGUAAAAGCAUCUUUGGAUUGUCUKGGAUGCUCUCCAUGGAAUCCAUUGCUCCAAGACGUGCUGCAGAAGAACAAGAUCAGCCCCAACCCURCCGAAAUCAUCGUAAAGAAAGAAAACAGGAUCCCAAAAUACAAUUCGGAUUUUCGAACCACCCUCCUUGGUCGCCGUCAAAAAUCCCCAAUAGACCAAGGUUGUACCGCGGAGAGCGCGGAAGUCUGGAUGAAUGAAUACGGCGUUGGCUCACUUGUACGACAAAAGUCGUUAAGUGAGCAUUCCAACGAAAUGAAGGGUGCGGCGACRUGGGAAGAUUCCAAAGUGUCAGCCAAUGUAGCGAACGUCGAUGGUGACGCAACCUCGACAGAUAUCUCGAAGGGAACAGGUUAUGUCGAUGAGAACAGUACAAAUGCAGACGAAGAGAAAAUUAUCUACUCCUUUGGCACCAGCGGUGCUGGCGUCAAGACAAACCACGCGAAACACAAAAGCAAUGCAGUGAAAAGCGUCGGAUCUGAUUUGGAUUCAAGUGAUAAUACCUCCGUUGGGAUUUCUUUUGAUGACUCGGAUGGUURUUCUUCUUCUAGUAGUACUACUAGUACUUGUAGUAGUAGUGCUACUAGUGGUGCUACUACAUUUGGUACAUUUCAUUACGGACGCACUCGAUAAUAGCUAGCCACAUCCGACAAUAUCUCUUGCGACGUACUACUAGUAGAAUGAAUCGAAUUCAUCACC
Molecule: messenger RNA, 3778 nt
Organism: Pseudo-nitzschia multistriata
Lineage: Eukaryota; Bacillariophyta; Bacillariophyceae; Bacillariales; Bacillariaceae
Source: the annotation of a GenBank genome assembly